Messenger RNA from Fusarium graminearum PH-1, 855 nucleotides. RefSeq lists its product as uncharacterized. The transcript has 2 exons. The record is from RefSeq and is a predicted model, not a curated record. Lineage: Eukaryota; Fungi; Ascomycota; Sordariomycetes; Hypocreales; Nectriaceae. Bases 1 to 855 code for a protein of 284 amino acids.
AUGAACUUCUACCCACCACCUCCCGUGAUUAAAGCAGACAUCUGGCUUCGUAUCCCCGACGAUAAGCGUUGCAUUGGCCAGGAGUCCGAAUGGAGAGGGGGCUUUGCAGGCUCCUUCAAACACAUUUUCCUCGAAGGGCCUGUUUGUGACAGCGUUGGCAACCUCUACAUUGUGGAUAUCCCCUAUGGCCGCAUCCUGAAAAUUGAUAAGGAGAAGCAAGGAAUUCUUUGCUUCGACCCCGAGACAGGGAAGAUGGGACCAAAGCUGAAAAGAAAGAAUUUAGAACGAUUCAAGGGUCCGAAUGAUCUGGUUGUCGACUCGAAAGGGAAUCUUUACUUCACAGAUCAAGGACAAACUGGAAUGACCGAUCCCACAGGACGAGUCUACCGUCUGUCGCCUGAUGGAAAGCUAGAUACUCUUCUUGAUAAUGGCCCAUCACCCAAUGGACUCGUUUUAUCUCGCGACGAACGCUUUCUCUACGUGGCCAUGACAAGAGCAAACCAAGUCUGGCGACUACCCCUGCACCCAGAUGGAACAACCUCCAAAGUUGGCGUAUUCUUCCAAUCAUUUGGAAACGCUGGUCCAGAUGGACUUGCGUUGGAUGAGGAGGGUAACCUUUUCAUCUGCCAUCCAAGUCUUGGAUCAAUCUUUGUGGUUGACACACACGGUGUACCCAAAGCUCGGAUUGUUAGUGGAUCAGAAGGUAUCAAUCUUACAAACUGUUGUUUUGGGGGACCUGGUCAUAAGACGCUGUACAUCACAGAUAGCCUUGAGGGAAAUAUUCAGACAGUGAAGUGGCAUUGCCGGGGAGCGGUUGCUGCACCGACACUGAAACAAAGCAACGAAAAUGAGUAG